Messenger RNA from Python bivittatus (Burmese python), 2785 nucleotides. RefSeq lists its product as uncharacterized. The record is from RefSeq and is a predicted model, not a curated record. Lineage: Eukaryota; Metazoa; Chordata; Lepidosauria; Squamata; Pythonidae.
GAGCUCUAGAGCUAAGCUGUCCUCCAUGGAGGAAAUGGCCAGUGAGAAGACCAAGCAGCUCCAGGAGGCUCUGCUGUCCCAAAAGGAGCUGGAAAUAGAGAAGAUGCGCAAGACCCUCCUGGUCUCGGAGGCAGAAAAGGAGGCCCUGGACGGUGCCGUAAGGAGCCUGAAGGAGGAACUCGGGCAGCGGCUGGAGCGGCUUCAGCAAGAGGCAUCCCGGGAGAAGGAGAAAGAGCUCUGUCAGCUACGGGAAGAGAUGCAGCUGGAGAAAAAAUGGGCUUUGCAAGAGUUUGCAGGGAGCUUGGAGGAGGCUAAAGCCAGCGCUCUUCAGGAGCAAGCCGUCACCUUCCAGAAGGAAAUUGAAAAUCUUCGAAAGGUCAUAGAGGAGCGAGAGGCAGAAGUCAUCCAGCAGCAGGAAGCCAUACAUCAGCAGGCAGUGGCUCUGAAGCUGGAGGCCAAGGAGAUGGUGCAGAACGCGCUGCUCCAGGAGCAGAAGAAAUGGGAGGCCAACACCCAGGCGGCUCUCCAGAUGCAGCGUGAGGCCCUGGGGGAACAGGACCGGAGGAAGUGGGUGGACCUCCAGAGAGUCCUGGAGAAGGAAAAGAAGCUCAACGGUGCUUUGCGGAAUGAAGCUGCUGACCUCCGUAGGAAGGUCCAAGGCUUGGAGAACCAGGCCCAUUUGUUUGAGGGUGAGAAGAGAGCGAGCUUGGAAGAGCUCCAGGCCGUGCUGCAGAAGGAGAAAGCCGAAGCUGUACGGAGGCUGCGAGAGGAGCUGGAGCAGGAAAGAGACCAGAUGAGAGCCAGGCUGCAACAGCUGGAGGGAGAUCAACAGCGCCUGCAGGCAGAACGCAGCCAGAUGUCUCUCCGGGAGCAGGAAGCCCAGGGCCAGGCUGACCGGGCUGACCGCUGCUUGGCCACGCAGGUUGUCUUGGCGUGUCGGCAGCUCCAAGACCUCCUCCCCAAGAAGGCAGUCCUGCUGCCCCACAUGUUGUACAGGGGCACCAUCCCCCUCUCCUCGGGCACUGCCCUCCAGGCCCUCCAAGAGGUGGGUGCAGAAAUUCAGAGUUAUGUCCAGGACCUGAACCAUGAGCUCGAGAUGCAGAGGCAAUGUAUCUUCCAGAACCAGAGAGAGAAGGAGCUGGAGAUGAGGCAGCAGGAAGAACGGCUUCGCCUGGAGAGUCAGUCAGUUCUGGAAGCCUUGAAAGAGCAGCUGGUUCAGGAACACCUGAAGGACAUCAUCGCCUUGCAGCGCAGCUGGCUGAAGGAAGGGCAGGUGGAAGACAAGCGUGUGUUUUGCCCACAACAAGAAGGGAGAGCUGGUGACCUGCACACAGCCCAGAAGAAGGUGGCUCAUGGAAAAGAUGAGGCAGAUCCCACGUCCAUCAGCGAGCCGAAGGAGGACCUGGAUCGGGAGCCCGAGAGUCUCCCUUGCAGAUACCCAUCCAGCAAUGUCUGCAAGAAUCUGGCGACCCCGGGGUCGGAAGGAGGACAUUUCUCUACGGGGUGGAGCAGACGCCUCCCACCACGUGCUCUCUGCCCCCCCUUUCUGAACGCCAGCCAGAGCCACCGGGCCGCCCCACGCUUGCCGCAUCACCUGCAGGACCGGGUCCGGAAGCUGCGGGCAGAGAACAGCGUUUACUCGGCGGGCACCCUGGGCGGCUUCUACGAAGGCUGGAGGCCCCUGGCUUUGGAGCGCUCGCUUUCUGGACUCUGGGCGAGGAACAGCAGGGAGCAGCACCGUCCCCGACCUGAUCUGACUGCAAGCACGUGAGAAGAGCUUCACGCAAUGGCACUUUGUUCCAGAAUAACCCAGAGAGUGCAUUCAACCCUGAAGUUGCUUGGGAGUGGAAGGAGACCUGUGGAGAGUCCCAGGCACCUCUGGCUUCCUUUCCCAGUUUGAUGCCUUUGGGGGCUGGUUAGCACUUGAAUGGGAGACCACUCGGAAAUCACAGGCUAGGUGGGGAAGGGGAAAAAUGGCAGACGAUGACUCCUGUAGCCAAGAAAACAGACAUGGACAUGUCCCUGAAGGCAAGGGGGCGAGGGCUUAGCACAGCUUCUGUACUGCAAGACCAUGACUGUGAAAUGACCAGCUCAGAUCCCCUUGAUGGGCCUCUGAUUAAUCGAUAUCAGUGGUCUGAUCCUUCCCUUCAAGGCAGACCGUCGAUCCUUCGAUAACAGUCAGCAAUACAAAUGGAAUGUGAAAAAAAAGUGUUGAAAACGUCCCUUUCCUAUUUUUAUCACGCUAACCUCGACCAGGAUUCCCAGGUUGGGAUUUCAACCUUUCCUAACAAUUUCUGAGCUUUGCUUGUUUUUAAGUAGACGUAUGUAAGUACUUCAGUAACUUUUUCUGCAGUUCUCUAGAAAAUAGGUUCUGCUGGUUGUUUAAACAAAUUUCCUUUCCUGACAUAUUUAAUUAUCUCUUUUGGUUCUUCAAAGUCUUCUAAAAUCCAUGUAUUCUUUCCAAUGGUAUUUCAGCGUUUUUUUCUCCAAAAACUUUAAAAAGUUACGCCAUCUUGCAGAACUCUGCCAUGAUUUCGGUAGACAAGAGGGGACGAACGACAGUGACCAUAUGAAAGUUGAAUGGUGGCUUUUCUGUGAAAUACAAUUCCGAAUUUUGCCUACGUGUCACUUUUCCCCCCCCCCUUCUGGGAUGGAGUUCCAAGAAAAUUAGAUCACCAUUAGAUCAAUUAGAACUAAAGCCAAUACUGCAGAUUUAGCUGGCAACUAUGCGGUUGUAAAUGUACCUAAAUGAAAGAAGUCAUUAAAAAAAAAUUUGCGUGGCUUU